Molecule: messenger RNA, 2438 nt
Organism: Cyprinodon variegatus (sheepshead minnow)
Lineage: Eukaryota; Metazoa; Chordata; Actinopteri; Cyprinodontiformes; Cyprinodontidae
Gene: rab41
Product: RAB41, member RAS oncogene family
Exons: 8
Coding region: 94-729 (211 amino acids)
Molecular function (GO): GTPase activity; GTP binding
Source: RefSeq, a predicted model, not a curated record
GUGCAGGAUAAAGAUUCUCGCGUUGGUCCUCCCUAGUCUAGACAUCACAUCACUAGCAAAGUCUGCUAAUUUAGCUGUAUAUUUUUUAACAAAAUGUCAACCACGACUGGGGGCGGAGAGUUUGGCAACCCUCUGCGGAAAUUUAAGUUGGUCUUUUUGGGCGAACAGAGUGUUGGGAAGACCUCACUCAUCACUAGGUUUAUGUAUGACAGUUUCGACAACACUUACCAGGCAACAAUCGGUAUUGACUUUUUGUCAAAAACCAUGUACCUAGAAGAUCGUACGAUUCGGCUGCAGCUCUGGGACACAGCCGGACAAGAACGUUUCCGCAGCCUCAUCCCCAGUUACAUCCGCGACUCAGCUGCCGCUGUGGUGGUUUAUGACAUAGCCAAUCUUAAUUCUUUCCAGCAAACCUCGAAAUGGAUUGACGAUGUGAGGACAGAGAGGGGAAGUGAUGUAAUUAUUAUGCUUGUCGGGAACAAAACAGACUUGGCAGAUAAAAGGCAGGUUUCUGUUGAGGCGGCAGAGAGGAAAGCUCGUGAGCUCAAUGUGAUGUACAUAGAAACCAGUGCCAAGGCGGGUUAUAACGUCAAGCAGCUGUUCCGACGUGUUGCUGCUGCGUUACCUGGGAUGGACAGCACACCGGAGAAAAGCAAAGAGGACAUGAUCGACAUCAAAUUGGAGAAUAAGCCAGAGAUGACUGUUACCGAGAGCAGCUGUUCAUGCUAGUACACCUCGGCCCCACCCAGCCUGUUUCCUCCCCACCAACAGCUUGUCUCUCAGUGGCCACUCUCCACCCAUGGCAGCCUGCCACUGGGAUGGAGGACCUAUCUUUAUUGAGGUUCUUUGUUUUGUUUUCCUUCCCUUCUUAACUCAGUGACUUUUCAAAGUAACCGUGUGGAUGUGCAUUACUGUAUUGAAUCUGAUUAUCUUUGGGAAAAUAGUUGAGAAACAAACAUUUAAAAACAACAAAAUAAUUUAAACAUGUUCAGAUUUUCAUUCAGUUGCAUGACAUUAUAUAAGACUGCAGACUGACGAAGCGAACCACGUCGGGUUUAUGCACAGUGCAGGAUCUUAGUGCUGUUUCUCUUGUUGUAAAGGUAACAUGCUUUCGAAUAUUUAAAUGACUGCAAGGGUUAAUUCUUAAUUCAAUAAUGUUUUAUCUUGGACGCCUCAUUUGUCAUAUUUCCUAUUAUAUUUUAAGGAAGUAGAAACCCACCCUUAUAUCAUCUUAAAGCCAUGAUGAUAUAUUUAGCUAAAACGAGUCUUUUACAUUUAAGCAGAGGAACUGUUCUCUCCUUUAUAUUCAUCCUUAGAGUUAAGUUGCCAAAUUCAUCAGUUGUGACCAAAUUAGGAAAACAGCAGUGCUGGAAAAGGAUGAGUAAAAUGAAACAAGAGUUUAAUGAAAGGGAUUUUUUUUAGGUUACUAACCCUAAGCUCUGCAUUAAAACUAUCAGCUUUAAAUGUUAAAUUCGCUGCCCGCAUACUAACAUAUCUGAGGAAGAUGGUGGUCGUGAUGUGAGGCAGCCCUCCACGUCAUCGAUAGUUUGUGUUGUGCUGAUCACACUGUUGUAAGAACAUGCAGCAUGCUAACCAUGCAGGAUUUCUACGGAUAAGAACACAGAUGCCUUUGCUUGUUUGUUCACCAUGUUGUGCACUGAAUCAAGCCACAAUAUUGUAAAUUAUCAGAGGAGCCCGUUGACUGGUUCAUGGCUUCACUAGUUGUCUUUGUAGAGCUGUUAGUCAGGUAGAAGUCCUCAGAUAACGGCUAAAGCUUACUAACACCCUCACUGUAAAAAGAGAAAUGUGCAGAGAAGUUAGCUGCAGCAUCUUUAAUUGUGUUGCUAUUGCCUGCGUAGGACCGUUGUUUUUAUGCAUUUAUUUAUUUUGUAACUUGGACUUAACAGCUGACCUUCUUGAGCUUGACCAAAAGUACUGCCACGCAUGUUGGAAGUUUAUUUAUUGUGUGUGUUCGCUAGAGCUCUACGUAAAGGUGACUGUUUUUUGUUGUUUUUUUUUUAACCUGGCAGCGCUUUCCCUCCUGUGCACUCUGUAGCUAUACAGUCACAGGUGAAGUCAGCAACACACACAGUCUUAACACAAUAAAAUAAACUAGACGGAGCACAAAAAAAGAUAAAAGGUCAUUGGAUGUUGCUUGUUUAAGAAUGUGGGCGUUUUGAAAUGGUCUCUAAGGUUUGAGUGUUUAUUUACUUCACGAACAAACAGUUUAUCUUGACCCGCUCUUCUAUUACUUGUCACUGACUACAUACUUAGCUUUGUGCUAUUCUGAAAUGUGUAUGUUCGAUUUGAAAUCUGAUGUCUACUCGUGUUUAGCAACGGUUGUGUGAAUAAUGUACUAUUACUUAUCUUAUGUAUAAAAAGGAGAGUUAAUGAAACACAAGUGUAGGCAUAUCACGUGGAAUAAAAUAAAAAUAUUU